CGGGGGUGGAAAAGGUCGGUGCCGCAUUUACCAUGGAAUAAAUUAACAUCCAAACGGCUCAACCCCUUUUCCAAAUGAAAGUACUCAGAGGCAACUUUUGGUAGUUCUGAUUGUGAACAGCACAAGAUACUCUGGCGUUCAAGGCGCGGAUGUGGCUUAGGAACGAGGGCCGUCUAUUUGUGGUUGUCUUUGUGCUGUUCAACGUUCUACUCGCCGUCUUCAACGUUCUCACCUACAAGGUCUCGUCUCGGGCCACUGUGCCCUGCGUCGUUAUCGUCGCACCCACACCGCGCCCCGCAAAUGCCAAGCAAAUAGAAGAACACCCCAAGAUCAGUUCAGAACCACCGACGACUUCACAGGUGUCUCUCGCCUGGACGGAGAACAUUGGUACCCAACUCAAGCACAACCCCGCACACACGCGCAGACUCAUCAUAAAGAAUACCACCGAAGAGCAAACAGUUGUCCCUUUCAAUGUGACGUCAUUAUGGGACAUCGAGAAACGGGACAAGUAUACGAUUGUCAAGAGGUAUAUUCCAGCUGAAGGUUCAGAACCAGGGUUCAACGAGAGCGUCACCUUAAGCACACAAGGCACCUAUGAGUUUUUGCAACAUGUUCCUGAAUUAUGCCGGCGCUGGGAAGGUCCAGUGUCCGUCUCAGUCUACGCCCCAGGAACAGACCUUCCGGUUGCAGUUAGGAAAAUACUCUAUCUGCGAAAUUGCAGCUCACCUUGCGUCCGUCUCAACGUUACGUGGCAUCUGAUUUACGAGACUUCCAUGGGACCCCAGAAGCUGGAGUCGACGUGGGAUACGGCGGAAAUGGAGAUCUAUGCCCCCAUUAAUUGCUCAGCUGGGACAGAGCCACUUGAUUUGAUCUCCGAAAUUCGAAAUUCCAAAAAGCUUCCUUAUCCUAUCAACGUUGCGAGGAAUACAGCUCGGCAGUUAGCUCGCACACGAUACGUCCUAGCCUCUGAUAUUGAGCUAUACCCAAGUACGCACAUAGUACCCAGGUUCUUGAACCUCAUAACCCGCUUAGCAGCUGAAGCAGACGGGAAGCCUAAGACGAGGCGUGUUUUUACGCUGCCUAUAUUUGAAAUAAAAAAAGAAUUUCCAGCACCCAAGACGAAAGAAGAACUGGUGAAGAGAGUAAAAGGUGGUCAUGCGAUAUUUUUUCACAAGUGGGUCUGUGAUGCCUGUCAAAAUUUCCCUAGAAGAGACAAGUGGCUGCAAAGUGUUCCAACAGGGGAUGCAGCGGACACACUAGGAGUGUUUGAAACUACCAAGCGUCAAGUGCCACGAACAGCUUGGGAGCCUAUUUACAUUGGAACUAAUGAUGAACCGCUCUACGAUGAGAGGUUGACCUGGGAAGGGAAGCGGGACAAGAUGUCACAAAUGUUCGAACUCUGCUUAUUGGACUACGAUUUCCACGUCCUGGACAAUGCAUUCCUCGUCCAUGCUCCAGGAAUCAAAACUUUAAGCACUGUAGACCAGAGGAAGAGGGCUCCUUUUAUGUACAAAAACAAUGCCGUACAUAAUAAACUUUUGGCGCAGAUGAAGAAGAAAUAUGGUCCCCGGAAAGGUUGCUGACGCAUUUUGAUCAAACUACAUGAGUGAUAUAAACUCAAUGUCGCAAAACAAUUUGCGCCAACUUGGCGACUAAAAUUUUGCAUGGUUGCCAAACUAAUGUAUUAGUUAUUUAUAAAAGAAGGGAAUCCUGCCUUGAUUUUCAGCGCGCAAAUGCUCACAUUUUUUUAUUCAGCUAGAAUUUUAUAUUGAUUUUGCUAAAUUAUAUAAAUUUUUGUAAUUUUUAAUUGCAGAAUUUCAGACAGGGAGAGAAGAUUGGAUAGGGAGUAUUUAGAUAUUUGUUAUAUUUUUGAUAAUUAUCAUUAGAAACGAGUACAUCUCUGAUAUAGCAGCUUUUCAUUAUUUUCAAGUAUUUAAAAAUUCUCCUUAUUUAACUAUCUAAAUCAAUCCUAUUUGGUCUGUAGUUGAAUCUAAAUAUGACAAAUACCUCAAG
Uloborus diversus is the source of this 2013-nucleotide messenger RNA. Its product is annotated as beta-1,4-glucuronyltransferase 1-like. NCBI's taxonomy places the organism in Eukaryota, Metazoa, Arthropoda, Arachnida, Araneae, Uloboridae. The record is from RefSeq and is a predicted model, not a curated record.